CUGUGUCCUCACCCCCACCCCCUACCCCGCCACCUGACCAACGCUGGGAUCUGAGAUCUAGUCGCCCCCUUCCUGCCUGCUUUCUGUCUCUCCCCACCCUGUCUUCUCUCAUCUCCACGCCACCCACCCCCACUCCCACCCAUCCAAAGGGCAAAGAGCAAAGACACUCGGGAAAGGCAAGGGCUAGCUGCAUCUCCUCCAGUAGACCGAGGCCGCAGGCAGGGAUUGCGCUGUGAGAGACAAUCUUUCAGUGAGACACAGAGAAAGAGAGAAAUCCAGAAAGGAACCCGUGCUCCCGGGCACCGGGGAGCUGGCCACUGAAGGAAGAGCACCAAGAUUUUCGAUCAGGAGAUCCCGGUCCUGGGACGCUCACACAGCCUGCCUGCCAUCUGGGGCAAGGAACGAGAGCUGUGGUCCUGAGCCCUCGGUCUCCAGCAUCACCGCGCUAGGUGCGCGCCCCGCUCUCCCAUCGCUAUGCAGCGACCAUUUCCAUCUAAAUCUCAAAGGUGGACCACUCAAAACGGAUUACAAGCGUGAUUUGGUAGCCUUUCCGAAAGUUGGUGGCCGAAAGAGGGGAAGAUCCUGGGCGACAGAAUGACGGAUACAAUGCAGCCUCGCGGAGAGUUUGCCCCUCCCGCUGGGAAGCCCCUCGGAGCGAACCUCGGAGAUCCUGAGCGCUCUGCACCAUAGGUACUCGUCGCCAUCCGUUCCUACUUUGCCUGAUUGAAAUCAGGGUGCCUCUUAUGUAGGAUGUGUGCUGUAGAACGCGUAGACUUUGACCGCUGGACCUUCCAUACACUCACAGUUUUGUAAUCAGCCACGAAUGAUGAAGCCGUCUAUAGCUGAGAUGCUUCACAGAGGGAGGAUGCUGUGGAUAAUUCUUCUAAGCACAAUCGCUCUUGGAUGGACUACUCCAAUCCCCCUGAUUGAGGACUCAGAGGAAAUAGAUGAGCCCUGUUUUGAUCCAUGCUACUGCGAAGUUAAAGAAAGCCUCUUCCACAUACAUUGUGACAGCAAAGGAUUUACAAACAUUAGUCAGAUUACUGAGUUCUGGUCAAGACCCUUUAAACUGUAUCUUCAGAGGAAUUCCAUGCGGAAAUUGUACACCAAUAGUUUCCUUCAUUUAAAUAAUGCUGUGUCCAUUAACCUUGGGAACAAUGCAUUGCAGGACAUUCAAACCGGCGCUUUUAAUGGUCUUAAGAUUUUAAAGAGACUAUAUCUUCAUGAGAACAAACUAGAUGUCUUCAGAAAUGACACCUUCCUUGGCUUAGAAAGUCUGGAAUACCUGCAGGCAGAUUACAAUGUCAUUAAACGUAUAGAGAGCGGGGCAUUUCGGAACCUAAGUAAAUUGAGGGUUCUAAUCUUAAAUGAUAAUCUCAUUCCUGUUCUUCCAACCAAUUUAUUUAAGGCUGUCUCCUUAACCCAUCUGGAUUUACGUGGAAACAGGUUAAAGGUCCUCUUCUACCGCGGAAUGCUCGAUCACAUUGGCAGGAGCCUGAUGGAGCUCCAGCUAGAAGAGAACCCUUGGAACUGCACCUGUGAGAUUGUUCAGCUGAAGAGUUGGCUGGAGCGGAUCCCGUACACCGCCCUGGUGGGGGACAUCACCUGCGAGACGCCUUUCCAUUUCCACGGGAAGGACCUCCGAGAAAUCAAGAAGACAGAACUCUGUCCGUUGUUGUCUGACUCGGAGGUGGAGGCCAGUCUAGGGAUUCCCCACUUGCCAUCAGGCAAAGAGAACGCCUGGCCAACGAAACCUUCUUCAAUGUUGUCCUCUGUUCAUUUUACAGCUUCUUCUGUUGAAUAUAAGUCCUCCAACAAGCAGCCAAAACCCACCAAACAGCCCCGAACACCCAGACCACCAUCUACAUCCCAGGCUUUAUACCCUGGUCCAAAUCAACCUCCCAUUGCCCCCUAUCAGACCAGACCACCUAUUCCCAUUAUCUGUCCAACUGGCUGUACGUGUAAUUUGCAUAUCAAUGACCUUGGCUUGACUGUCAACUGCAAAGAACGAGGAUUUAACAACAUCUCAGAGCUCCUUCCAAGGCCCUUGAAUGCUAAGAAGCUCUACCUGAGCAGCAAUCUGAUUCAAAAGAUAUACCGCUCUGAUUUUUGGAAUUUUUCUUCUUUGGAUCUCUUGCACCUGGGGAACAACCGUAUUUCCUAUGUCCAGGAUGGGGCUUUCAUCAACCUGCCCAACCUGAAGAGUCUCUUUCUCAAUGGCAACGACAUAGAGAAGCUGACACCAGGUAUGUUCCGAGGUCUACAGAGCUUGCAUUACUUGUACUUCGAAUUCAACGUCAUUCGGGAAAUCCAACCUGCAGCCUUCAGCCUCAUGCCCAACUUGAAGCUGCUAUUUCUCAACAAUAACUUGCUGAGGACCCUGCCAACUGAUGCCUUUGCAGGUACAUCCCUAGCUCGGCUCAACUUGCGGAAGAACUACUUCCUCUAUCUGCCAGUAGCUGGCGUCCUUGAACACUUGAAUGCCAUUGUGCAGAUAGAUCUCAAUGAGAAUCCUUGGGACUGCACUUGUGACCUGGUCCCCUUUAAACAGUGGAUUGAAACCAUCAGCUCAGUCAGCGUGGUAGGUGAUGUACUCUGUAGGACUCCCGAGAACCUCACCCACCGUGACGUGCGCACUAUUGAGCUGGAAGUUCUAUGCCCAGAGAUGCUGCAUAUUGCACCGCCUGGACCAUCCCCACCACAGCCUGGAGAUUACCACCCGAAUGGAGCACCAACAAGUUCAUCACCGUAUGAGUUCUCUCCUCCCGGGGGCCCUGUACCACUUUCUGUGUUGAUUCUCAGCCUGCUGGUUCUUUUUUUCUCAGCAGUCUUUGUUGCUGCAGGCCUCUUUGCCUAUGUGCUCCGUCGCCGUAGGAAGAAGCUGCCCUUUAGAAGCAAGCGGCAGGAAGGUGUGGACCUUACAGGAAUCCAGAUGCAAUGUCACCGACUGUUCGAGGACACUGGGGGCAGUGGCGGUGGGAAUGGAGGUGGAGGUCGACCAACUCUGUCCUCUCCAGAGAAAGCCCCUCCCGUGGGUCAUGUGUAUGAGUACAUCCCCCACCCAGUUACCCAGAUGUGCAACAACCCCAUCUAUAAGCCUCGAGAGGAGGAGGAAGUGGCUGCCUCAGCAACCCAGGAAACAGGAGCUGCAGAACGUGGAUGUCCUGGAACGACGCAGCCUCCAGGAAUGGGUGAGGUGCUCUUAGGAAGUGAGCAGUUUGUGGAAACACCCAAGGAGAAUCACAACAACUACCGGACCUUGCUGGAAAAGGAGAAGGAGUGGGCCCUGGCGGUUUCCAACUCCCAACUCAACACCAUAGUGACGGUGAACCAUCACCACCCUCAUCCUCACCACUCGGCAGUCGGUGGGGUCUCAGGGGUAGGUGGAGGGACUGGGGGAGACUUGGCUGGGUUCCGCCACCACGAGAAGAAUGGUGGGGUGGUGCUGUUUCCCCCUGGGGGAGGUUGUGUGGGUGGCAGUCUGUUACUAGACCGUGAGAGGCCACAGCCUGCUCCGUGCACAGUGGGAUUUGUGGACUGUCUCUAUGGCACAGUGCCCAAAUUAAAGGAACUCCAUGUCCACCCCCCUGGCAUGCAAUAUCCAGACUUACAGCAGGACGCCAGGCUCAAAGAAACCCUUCUCUUCUCAGCUGGAAAGGGCUUCACAGACCACCAAACCCCCAAAAGUGAUUACCUCGACUUAAGGGCCAAACUUCAAACUAAGCCGGAUUACCUCGAAGUUCUGGAGAAGACAGCAUACAGAUUCUAACAGAGAGAAGAGAAUAAAAGGGUGGCUUGGUCUUGGUUUUCAAGAGAAAAGGAAAAUAAAAAGAAAUAUAUCCCCGGCACCCAUUAUAUUUGUCCCGGUAACUCCACCUCACAGUUCCCGCCUGCCCAGGACAGAACUGAAACGCAUGAUAACUAGAGAAUACAGAAGUGGGCUCUCCCCUCUCAGAUGUGAUUUUUGAGGAAGGGCCAUCCUCAGAUCAUUAAUCAAUGAAGUGCCUUCGCAGACUUUUGCCAGCAAAUGUUAUCAUUAUUUUUUAUACUGAAACUCGAGACUUGGACUGUGCCAUGUGUGAGGUAUUUCGGGGAUCGUUGUAUUGAUCCUAAUUGAGUAAAAUUCAAUGUGUCCUUUUAUUUUCAGUAACUUUUCUUCCCUUUAGUUGCAGUUUAUGUUUGAAAGGGGGGGGGGAGGCUGACAUUUAUGGCUUUCUCUCCUUUUUCCCCGUCGUGGCACAGAUUCUGUACAUGUAUUAACAAUGCAGUUUGCCGCAUGCUUCAAAACUGCAGGCUGGGGAGGGAGGGGCGGGUCUUGCUCGAAUGUUCUCACACUGUCGUCUCUCACACACUUACUCAUAUGCACACAGAAAACCUCUACAUACACUUAGGUCCCUCAAUCUGCACUGGGUGCAGCAUGUACGCACACACACACACACACACACACACACACCCCUCCCAUACGACUUGAUCUGCUUAGUUCGGGUUUGAUCCAUCUUUUCCUCUCCAUAGGUCCACAUGCCCUUCCUUCCUAGUGUACAGUUCACAGCAUCUCUCCUACCACCCUGGGAAGAGUCACAUUCGAGGCUGGAUCCUACUGAAGUGAAGGCUUGUUGGUUUAACAGCUGGAGACACACCUAGGGAUGAGCAUCCUUCUUGUGACAUUUCAUCCUGAUGCCAAGAUUUUUUGAGAACAUCUGCACUUUCUUAUAUAUAUAUAUAUACAUAUAUGAUAUUAAAAAAAUAAAAAAGCAACUGGGUAUAUAUCACUAACAGCUUUGUAGGAAGCACUUUUAAUGUUUUCUCUCUCACACACACAAAGAUUCAAAAGAAAUGUGCAUAUAUUUAUUCUGUAAUUUCAGUGAUUAUAAAUUGUAAAGGUAAUGUUUAAUCAUUGUAUAGUGAUUAUGCGUCUGGUAUAGCUUUCCUAAUAAAAAGUUUUUGAAAAACAUAAUACAUUAUAUAUAGAAGAUAUAAAGCUUGAAUUUAAACUCCAGCUAUGCCAUGCCUUUCGUACUCCCAUUUAAAAAACAUUUAUUUUACUUGAUAUACAGAAAGCUAAUUGAUUAACAAGUUUGAUGCACUGUGAUAUUGACCAAUCUUAUUAUAGAUUAUUCAUAUCCCAUAUCAGGAUUAAAUUGGAGCUUGGAUAUGCUAAUCUAUAGUUGAUUUUUUCCUGGGUUAUAAACAUUUCAAAUUCGGUUUCCCAGUGAGGCACUGCUCCAUAGGUGGGGUGCGACUGGGAAGAAAGAAAGGGGCUGAAGUGAGGAGAUGCAGGGUUAUUCUGGGUAAGAUUACUGAGCAUCCUUGUGUUUCAAGACAGGAGACGGCAUGAAGGAACAGAGAAACGAAAUAGCUCUCCUUUAAAUAACAACGAACCCUAAAAUUAGAUACAUCAGCAGCUUAGGUAUCACCACACUCUCCUCGGUCCCAGAAAAUCCGAGGAUAAAUGGAACUGUGGAAUAUCUGUUCAUCUGCGAAAGUUGUCAAUUUUUUAUGUUUGGACACUGCUUUCCCAAUCUCUCCACAGCAAAUGAACCCAGAAAUGCUUGAACUAAGACGUAUGAUACUAAUUAAGUUUUCUUUUCCUGUAUGGAAUUAAAAAAUGUUUCAAAGUUAACUUGAAGAUACUUUUAAGUUAUGAUCCAUUUAUACACGAGCAAAACCAAAGAAAAUUGAAAUUUAGAACGCAAGACAGGAGUAGAAAGGCACUUACCCGGGCUGGCCAGUAGAGGGCAGCAGAGACCCAGCGAUAUCCAGACGCACCCACUACCGAGUUGUAAAGAGAAGCUACAGUUCCUUCAAGCGCCCUUAGAAAUGAUCACUACAUGCUGAAUGUAAUUCACCAUGAGUCGCGGAGGCCUUACAUUACAUCAUUCCCCCCCCCCCAAAAAAAAGGAUAAAACCACAAGUUUCUAAAGCUUUGUGGUAUAAACAUUAAGACAUUGUAUUAAAUAAUGGGGAAAAGUGAAUGUCUAGAACAUGUUUAUAUAAUCAUUGAAACUACAUGCAGAUGUGCAUACAGAUAAAAUACACAAGUACAUAAAUAUUUUUAAAAAAACGCACUUUUCAGGGCUUCUUUGCAUUUGAUAUAAUGGCAUCUGUAACUUCUGUCCUCAGCUGUUCAGUCUAUUUGGGAGUUCUUUCAGAAAGUCCAGAAAAACUAAUUAUUUUCUCUUUAUGUACAAUAUCGAAAUGAAGCUUUUCUUCCUCAGGAGAGUUGAACCCCUUAUAAAAGAGAUGACAUGGUUUCAAACUGUCCUACAGCCUACCUUCGUAGGAUAUCUCACCUUCCAUAGUCUUUCUGAUCAUCUUUCCCUAUUUACAGUGUUCACGUCUUUCUUUCUUUCUUUCUUUCUUUUUUUUUGGAAUAAAAUGACAAUACUGUUCCUACAGGCUUCACAACAGGAUUUGGGGGAAAUAUCUGCAGUGACUAUGAACACUGUUGCAAACUGCAGUUACUAUUAACCUUCUGGUUCUUCCUAAUCAAUCAUUGGUUGAGCAAACCUGAGAGCAAAAAUACGUAGAUCCUACAAAUCCUAAUUACAUCUUCCUAGAAUACCAUGUAUUCACACAGCACAGUCUAUUAAAUACAUCAGGUUCAAUGGCAUCCCUAAGGUCCCUGGUGCUUUGGACAUUUGGAAAACAAGUCUCCAUAAACCUUAUCAAAUGAAAAUAUAACUUGAUAAAUGUAAUAUUUGUAUUUUAUUUAUUAAAUAUUUAGAUAGGACUGUCUUAUCUUAGAUUUCAACCUUGAAUGAAGAAAAAAAAUUUGUUAUAUAGUGAAAAAAAAUUCAUGUAAUAAUGAAAUUUUAUAUUUAAGAGGACAAUAAUUUGCUUUCAUGGAGUUUUCUAUGCCCUGACUCAGCCACUUCUUUUAAGUUUUGCAUUAAAACUAAGUUAAUGAUAAAAUUAAAACUACGGUUAAACUAAUUUAGUUUGCAACAAUAGACAUUAUUUCCAUUAAAUUCCCUGGAUAUUAGUAUGAGGAUGGAUUAGCAACUGUUUUGUGUUUCUUAUUGGAGCAAAUUGCUUAUUUUUCUUUUGCUAAGUAGAUGACAAUUUCCCUUGAAAGCAAUGUUCUACUACAGAGAUCCACCAAGAUCUGACAGAUUUUUUGCUUUUAUUCAUUACUAUUUUCUCAGUAAAUACAAUCACAGUGUUUGGAAAUUGCAAAUGCAUUGUGAUAUCUUUUCAACUCUGACUUGAUUUGGGCACAAUGGUAGCAGAUGAGCAGUUAAAUUCAGAAUAGUUUCCAAAUGUUAUAUAUCAGUAUAUGGUAUUAUAUAUGUAGAUGUUU
Molecule: messenger RNA, 7300 nt
Organism: Microtus oregoni (creeping vole)
Lineage: Eukaryota; Metazoa; Chordata; Mammalia; Rodentia; Cricetidae
Gene: Slitrk3
Product: SLIT and NTRK like family member 3
Exons: 2
Coding region: 824-3769 (981 amino acids)
Biological process (GO): positive regulation of synapse assembly; axonogenesis; regulation of presynapse assembly
Cellular component (GO): postsynaptic density membrane; GABA-ergic synapse
Molecular function (GO): protein binding
Source: RefSeq, a predicted model, not a curated record